Messenger RNA from Eupeodes corollae, 906 nucleotides. Its product is annotated as GILT-like protein 1. Bases 188 to 883 code for a protein of 231 amino acids. Gene Ontology annotation, molecular function: oxidoreductase activity, acting on a sulfur group of donors, disulfide as acceptor. The record is from RefSeq and is a predicted model, not a curated record. NCBI's taxonomy places the organism in Eukaryota, Metazoa, Arthropoda, Insecta, Diptera, Syrphidae. The transcript is spliced from 4 exons.
UAGUCUGAGUCUUGUCAACUCGUUAGCGUAUCGUUUCAUGUUUUGUCUAUUCUCGGCUCCAGUAAUAGUAAUAGUAAAUUUGUUUACAUGCAAUUAAGAUAUUUUAACAAGUUUUCAUAAUUCAUGAUUGUUUGCUUUUAAUAUAAACCGACCAGUUUUGAAGAUCACAAAGAAAAAAGUAUAUGCAAUGUUGUCGCCGGCGAAAAGACGAAUUAUUCUCAUAUGCAGCGUUGGAAUCCUUAUUUGGCUUCUUUUUCGAUACUCUAUAGGGGAUGGUCUUAUGCUUACAGUUGAAAGUGUUACCCGAAUACCAGGUACUCCGAUAUUAGUGACAGUAUUCUAUGAGGCUCUUUGUCCGGACUCGAAGCAUUUUAUUACAAAGCAGUUAGUGCCUGCAUAUAAAGCAGCGCCUUCAGUUCUGGAAGUUGUUCUUGUUCCCUACGGAAAAGCCUCGACAUCAAUUAGCUCAGACGGUUCUCUGAACUUUGAUUGCCAACAUGGCCCUCUUGAAUGCCAGGCAAACAUGUAUCAUGCUUGUACAAUAGAAAUAAUUACUGACCCUAUAAAAAGACUCGAUAUGGUGACAUGCAUGAUCAAAGAUAAUAGAUUGCCAAAGGAAGCUCUAUACAGAUGCGCUCGGGAUUAUAAUCUGGAAACAGCUAACUCAAUACAAAAGUGUUACGAUACAAAUCACGGCAGUGAAUUAUUGAAAAUGAAUGGAGACGCAACGCAUGCAUUAAGACCAGCUGUAUCGUUUAUACCUACUAUUACUAUUGACGGAGCUCAGGGAAAACAAGCAGCGAUAUUAAAAAACUUGAUGGGUGAAGUUUGUAAAGUAGCUUCAGGAGAUAGUUUAGUAAAAGAUAUCUGCACGAACGAUUAAACAUUCCAUACAUAAGAUUUUAA